CAUUACUGCUUCCGCUACUUUCACUACGUGGAAAGAUUUGACAGAAAGUGGGUGAAAACAGGCAAAUACGGCCCGUCAAAGUCACAUUAUUUUUUAAAACGUAAAAGAAGCACUAAAUCAUCAUGCCUGCCAAACAGAGAAUGAGACUACAGAGUGAAAAACAUAGCAAAAACAUUUUAGCAAGAGGAAAUGUGCCGAAAUCAUUGAAACCAUCAGAAGAGAAGUAUCCAGUGGGACCAUGGCUGCUUGCAUUGUUUAUCUUUGUUGUUUGUGGCUCAGCAAUAUUCCAAAUCAUACAGAGUAUACGGAUGUUCUAACAGCAGCAAGUUGACAUGGAUUCUCUCCCUUUAUACGACCUUGGUUAUGUCUCAGGAUAAAUGUUGAUUAAACAAUGAUCUUUUGUGAAUACUACAGCAUACUUUUAGUACUAGAAACUCAAUUUGUGAAUAUGUUGAUGGUCACUUUGUGACAUAAAGUGCCAUGAAACAUAUCAAAUUCUUAUGGACUUGUAUCAAAUGGACUCUUUAAUUGUAGAUAUAGUGUUAUUUUGUAAAGAUGCAAUUCUUCCCAAAAUUCUAGAGUUGAGUCCGUUCAUGUAAAUUAACACAGAAUAUACAGGUAUAUAUGUGAACAUUAUGACAGCUUUAAUUUGUAAGUGUUUCUACUUUACAUGUACAUUUAAUUUACUUAAUGAUAGAAAUUGACUGUUCUAAAAGAACAUGAAUAGUGUAUAAUAAAAUUUGGUAAUGACAUUUUGAAUCUUAAUUUCAUUUGCACUAAUCACAUCAUCAUGUAAUUGUUUCAUUUCAUACUUAUUUUAAAGAUGAAAAUAAAAGGAGCACUAUUUACUUUUAAAGAUUCAUUUAUGGUGCUGUUUUAAUAAGUCUUGAUAGUGUCUUAAGAGUUUUAUAGGGAAGUGUAAAAUUUUCAACAUACAUUUAUUUAAGAAAAGGACAUCAUUAAAAAGGUGUCUUUUUAUCACUAACUUGUAACUGUUACCAUCUACCUUAAAGACAUCAUGAGCAUAAUUUCUAUAACCAAACUUGCUAUUUAAUGCAUAUUUUUAUCAGUGGCCUAAUUAAACACUUUGUCACAUUGCUAGGUUAGUUAGUAACUUACUUUGAAAUAUAUGUAUGCUAUCUCAUUGGACUAAAUUACAUAUUUUGAGAAAUGAUAUGUGUCAUAGGAUAUUUAAAUUAUUGUUCAUUUUAUUAUUGAAAGUACAAUCAACUGGUUGAUAAGAAUCAUAACUUAUGCUGUACUUGCUUCAACUAGUCACUAUCUGGAGUAAAACUUGGAAAUGUAAAUUUUUUCUGUUUGAUACUCUCAUAGAAUAUGUAUUGAUUGUAAUGAAAUUUGGUCUGGUUCAUUUAUUUUAACUGCCAAGUUUUAGUACAGUCUGGUAUUUGAGCAAAAAUAGAUUGAAAAUUGAUAGAUCUAAAUUAUAUGGUCAAUAAAUUCUAUUAUAGAGUUAUGAAAUAGUGGUCCAGAUUUGUAACUAAUGAUUCUAAAUGAAAUGCAAGGUUAUAAAGACGGGUGUGGAGACCAGUUAUAAGCAGAAGUUUGAAGCUGAUCAGUAGUGAGGUUUUGUUAUUUGUGACUGGUUUCCUGUCUCGUGUUUAUAAGCUUGGAACCAGAAGAUUAUUAUACACAUGAUUUUGGGAACAUGACCAUUUUUUUAUGUCAAUUAUGUUUUUGAUAAUUGAUAUUCAAUAUGCUUGAUGUUUGUUUAUUAAAACAUUGAUAAAAAAAUCACUAAUUUUUUGACAUGCACAUAAUAAUUAUUUAGAAAUCAGUGGAAAAUACAUGUAAUACCGGUAGUCAUUUUUGCUGUAAAGUUUACUUGCACCUUAAAGGGGACAUCCAGGACUUUCACAACUGUUAAAACUUGCAAUUAAAUAAAGAAAAAUCUCUGGAAGACUAAAACAUUCAGAAUGCUAAAAUAUCAUAGGGCUUUCGGGAUUCCAUUAAUGGUCAUUUCUGAUUGGUUUAUAGUGCAAUUAAAGAUGAUAUAAUAUAUAUAUAUACAUACAUUAUAGAAUACUUGAUAUUCUCUGUCAGCUUGUCAGAACUGUUGGUUAUCAAUAAUUGGUUUUUGUCUUCUUGUAUUUUAAGUAAGUCGUAAAAAAAGUUUUGACAUUAAAAUUGGGUGUUCAGAAUUUUACUAGUCAAUAUUAGAUAAUUGUCAAUUAGGAAUCUUUCUGACUGUCAUGUUACAUCAAGGCUAAAUCUGUUGUUGUUUGGGUAAAUUGUUUGGUAUUGUUGCCACAUGGGUAACAGUACACUGUACAUGUAAAUUUUGUAAGUUUUAUUGUGUCAGUAUGUGUCUUACAUACCAAUCAUCCUUUGUUUGGCAGGCAGUGGUAGUAUAAGAGAAUUUUCUAUGAAGCAUUCCAGUUUAAAAAGAAGUUCAAAACAGUAUUUUUGUUUAAAAUAUUACAUAUAUGACAAAUAUGUUAAUGUGUUAUCAACAUUAAACUGUGCUUAAGGUUUGAAGAAAAGAGAAAACUUUUGGUGUUUUGUCACUUACUAUGAAAAAAAUGUAAAAUUUGUAAAAGGAGGAGUUUGAAUAGAUACUGAAUUUCAGGUCAGUCUCAGCUAAUUACUUUGAAAAUAACUUUUUAGAGAAAACUUGAAAAACUUCACUUGAAGUAAUAAUUGAUGUCUUUUAUUAGUAUCAGUUUUUGACUGGUUCUUAUUGAAUUUCUGGACAUACGAACUGUGUUUUAAUCUGGUUUUAGAGAAAUUGAUUAGACUGCUUUUCAUAGCAGUAUUUCUAUAUUUGUACAUGUAUUAAAAUGUCAAAUAAAAUGUUAAAGACA
This is a messenger RNA of Mercenaria mercenaria, 2822 nucleotides long. Its product is annotated as stress-associated endoplasmic reticulum protein 2-like. NCBI's taxonomy places the organism in Eukaryota, Metazoa, Mollusca, Bivalvia, Venerida, Veneridae. Gene Ontology annotation, biological process: endoplasmic reticulum unfolded protein response. The transcript is spliced from 3 exons. The coding region runs from base 123 to 317 and encodes 64 amino acids. Gene Ontology annotation, cellular component: endoplasmic reticulum. The record is from RefSeq and is a predicted model, not a curated record.